Messenger RNA from Penicillium subrubescens, 1113 nucleotides. RefSeq names its product glycoside hydrolase family 16 protein. Lineage: Eukaryota; Fungi; Ascomycota; Eurotiomycetes; Eurotiales; Aspergillaceae. Bases 1 to 1113 code for a protein of 370 amino acids. Gene Ontology annotation, molecular function: hydrolase activity, hydrolyzing O-glycosyl compounds. The transcript has 4 exons. The record is from RefSeq and is a predicted model, not a curated record. Gene Ontology annotation, biological process: glucan catabolic process.
AUGCACGUCCUCUCCACACUCAUUCCGAGCCUGGGCCUUUUUGCCCAUCUCAGUGCCGCUGCCUAUACGUUGCGGGACGACUAUGGCACCACCGACUCGUUCUUUGACAAGUUCAACUUCUACACAAGCUCGGACCCCACUAACGGUUACGUGAGCUACGUCGAUCGUUCGACUGCUAGCAGUGGUGGUCUCAUCAGCACCUCUGGUAACUCGGUGUACAUUGGUGUUGACACUAAAAACACUGCUAGUAGCCCGGGUCGUCAGAGUGUUCGCCUGGAGAGCACCAACACCUACACCCAUGGAUUGGUGAUUCUAGAUCUGGAACACAUGCCUGGCAGUGUUUGCGGCACUUGGCCUGCCUUCUGGAUGCUCGGUUCAAACUGGCCCAACAACGGUGAAAUCGACAUCAUCGAAGGCGUCAACACCCAAUCCAACAACCAGAUGACCCUCCACACAAGCGAUGGCUGCUCAAUCACCAACUCCGGCUUCAGCGGCUCCCUCGAAACAAGCAACUGCUACGUCGAGGCCUCGGGCCAAUCUCCCAACUCUGGCUGUGCCAUCCUCAGCUCCAGCUCCCAGUCCUACGGUGACGGCUUCAACCAAGCCAACGGCGGCGUCUACGCCACCGAAUGGACAUCCUCUGGCAUCAACAUCUGGUUCUUCCCCAAGUCCAGUAUUCCCUCGGACAUUACCAGUGGCAACCCCAACCCUUCAGGCUGGGGUACUCCCACUGCCGCGUUCUCCGGAAGCUGCGAUAUUGACUCGCACUUUAACAAUCUGCAAAUCGUCUUCGACAUUACUUUCUGCGGAGACUGGGCCGGCAACGUCUGGUCCUCUAGUAGCUGUGCCUCCAAGGCUAGCACAUGCAACUCCUACGUCCAGAACAACCCCUCCGCUUUCACCGAGACCUACUGGCGCAUCAACUCGCUCAAGGUGUACCAGGAGAGUAGCAGCUCCAAGCGUGAUACGCAUUCCCAUGCCGCUGUGCAUGCCCGCGAUAACCAGGCUGUCGGUGAUGUCAAGUCGCGUCGUACUGCGCCGUAUGUGCGGCCCGCGCCCCGGCCGGCCUGGAAGCACCGCCGUGGUCAAUAUCAGCAUGGUCAUGCUCAGUAG